This is a messenger RNA of Clonostachys solani, 6093 nucleotides long. NCBI's taxonomy places the organism in Eukaryota, Fungi, Ascomycota, Sordariomycetes, Hypocreales, Bionectriaceae. The record is from the annotation of a GenBank genome assembly.
AUGGACAAAAGCAAUGAUCUCCCUUCAGAAACAGCUCCCGAUACUUCGUCCAAACCAUUGUCCAGGGGCAAUGCCGAGCAUGGCGUCACAGAGACAAAUGCUGAAAAAGCUGACCCUGCACUUGAGGAUUUCGGGCCCAUUUCUCUUGACACGCUUCAAAUAGAAGACUCUCAUUAUGAAGAUGGAAUACGCGUCCUUCUGCGAAAUGCUAAGAAUAUUCAGCGCCCACAUCUGGCCACCUCGAAACGAAAUUUGCAUUUCCUUACUCUAUACGCUCAAGUUCCUUUGGAGCAGAAACAACCUAAGGAUGAAGUGGUUGCCAUAAGCCAAGGGCCAGGCGACAUUAAGUUCUCGAUGCGAUUCCACGCAGAGACUGAAAAUGACUAUUCACAACCUGCCUUAUGGUGGGAGAUGUACUUCAAUCCCGCUAAUGACAACAUCAUCUUGGUGAAUCGAUCAGACGUUCCGCUGAGUUGCCAUAGGCUGGUUUCUGGCACUACGUCGGUCAUCAACCCCAUGAUGCCAGGCAGCUUGAGCCCUGCCACCUGGCGCGUGAAUGUGGGGGAUAUUGCCAUUGCAGAGUUUAGGAUUAUACCAAAACGACAAUCAGUAAAAGCCAUGGCGCUAGAUCCAAGGUCGGGCAUCCCCGAUGAGCCGGAGCCCGCAACGAUCGGUUUCAGCGAAACCAACCCAUUGCUCAGUAUCAACGAGACUGAGACCGUGGCGGUUUCGGGACCAGCUACUGAUCAAUACCGGAUUCACAAGCACUGCGGUAUUUCGAGAUCUGCCCUGUCCACCAUUUAUCUUGCGGAAGAUUCAAGGCGUCCGGGUCUCAUCGCUGUGAAAGUUCUUCACCCACGAAGGGCGGAUCCUGUCGUGUCCAAUAGAGACAUCGUCCGCAUGGCUGGAAGGUGGGAAAAGCAAUUGAAAAACUAUGAAGGCCUGAAGCACAAGUCCAUUGCUCAACAUUAUGGCCAUGACGGCCGGUUUCUGUCCAUAUACAUGGAGUACGUGGAUGCUGAAGACUUGGCAAGUCGCCAGUGGCGCGCCGUUGCCAGUGGACACGAGUUCACAGGAGAGAAAACUGACGCAUCGAGGAUUGCCAAGGAUAUAUCCAGCGCGCUAAGUUACAUUCAUGAGCAUGGUGUGCUUCAUAAUGAUAUUAAGCCUGCAAACAUCCUAUACUCACACUCACGGGGGGGAGUGCUCGUCGAUUUUGGUUGUUCAACCACAACAAAGAACUCGUCGUUCACUGGCGGCACGCCAUACUACAUCCCUCCGGAAUUCAUUGGAAAGAAGAUUCGCGGCCCGCCUGCUGAUGUUUGGGCGCUGGGCAUCACCAUGCUCUACCUGCUCCGCAAAACUGGUCUUCCUGAUGCGCGCGCGAAACGUGGCCGCGCUCAAUCACUAUAUUGGCUGAUCGCGAGUGUGAACAACGGGCGCAUCCCCCACACGGCAUAUGGUAACGGGGAAUCGGCCAUCAGUCAAAUGAAUCAAUGGUUGUCAGAGAUCGAUGAUCUCAAGGCUAGGCUCAAUGCUAAUGACUCGCUUGAGCAACUGAUCUUAAAGAUGCUGGACGCGGAUCCUGAUAAGCGUAUUAGUGCCAAGAGUCUGGCACAAGAGGCAGAGAAUCUUGAUGAACGUUCUGACCUGAAUCAAGGAGAUGAAUUCCCCUCCAUUCACCCCGAAGAUCAAAACCCUCCCUGCAAUACGCUCUAUCUCGCGAACCUGUCAUUCGAUACCAAUGAGGAACAACUUAAGGCAGUGUUUUCCAAACAAAGAGGAUACAAGCGACUUUGCUUUCGUACGAAACAAGAUAUAAUAAUGUGUUUUGUUGAAUUUGAAGACGUCUCGCUUGCUACAAAGGCACUUCAUGAACUUUAUGGCCAAUCUCUUAUACUUAAUACUCUUAAGCUUAAGAGUAUUAACGGGGGCAUAAAGAUUAGUUUCGCAAAGAACCCUCUCGGCGUUAGAUCUAGCAACAAUGAUGCUCUUUCGGGUGAUGACCGAGAUCUCAGCCUCGCAGAGCCCCCUAAGGGUACCAACUCGCCCUCGCUAACUGCAAUUCUAUCGCCACCUGCAAAUGUGCCAGAUAUUCUGCAGGUGCCAAGUUUGGCCGAGGCACCACCUCCUACAGACUCGGGAUACGCAUCUACGAAUGCAGUUGGCAGAGGAUUCGAAUCACUGAAAAAACAAGAUAUCCAGGCUCCUGCACCAUCGUGGGAGGAACUGGCAAGCAAUGACGCCAACGACACAGCUACCCAGUAUUCUAAUUUUUCCAGUUUCUCGUUUUCGAGGAGCCAUAAUUUAAUAUGGGAGCUCGCAAGUGAUUUAUUUAACAAACUCAACUUAUCCAUCACAAAUGAAGCCAUGAAGGAAAGAGUCUCGGCAAUUUUGCCCGAGCUGCUAAAAGCUUUCGCAUUGAAGAUUGGCUGCGGAGCAUCAUCUCAAAUGCAUCGAGACAUUAUGUCUUUUGUCCAUAGAAACAGACGCGAUAUUGCUUCAGUCUUUAUUGAUAUUGCCUUCGCAGAAGAUCCAGAAAUUACUGAUGAGAAUAUGGAUUCAUCAGAUGCAAUGGAUCUGGAAGACCGUAUGCGCCUAUGGUACGAGAUGAGAAAUGAAGACGAAACCCCACUAGAGAAUGAGAUGGGGGACUUGGAUGUUGAUGAAAUGACCGAGGAUUUCGCAUUUGAUGAGAUUGACGAGGAGGAAGAAGGGCCAUUCGAGUGGGUUGCAGCUUACCAAGAGCUACUCUCCGGCAGCGAGGCGUACACAUGGCUACUCAAUCGACUUCUCGGAGAAUUCCAUCUCGUUCAAACAGAGCCGAAUAGCAUUCAUACUAUUCGUGAGAAAAUUGUGAGCUUGUUUCCACGGACCCAAAGGGUUAGCAGAAAGGAGACCCCAAGGAGCUCCACGGUUGUAUUUGACCUUGAUUGGGAUAUUCAUGAAUUCUUCGAGAAUCAAGCGUAUCCCAACCGACCCGAAGAGGCGCUCACGACUGUGAUUACUCUCACUGGAUCUUUCCUAGAUGCGCAAGCGGCAACUUGUGCGCAGUAUAUCCACCAGACUUGGCCUUCAACUGGACAGAAUAUAGUUGAACUCAUCAAAGGGGCCCUCGGCAGUGAAGAUGGGGCAUAUCGAAUUGAUUCAUCUGGCGGAGCAACCUUGCGAGCCGUGAUUGCCAGACCCAGACUGAUGGUGGAAAUUUGCGGCGAUAUAGCUUCUGUGAUCGAAGUCGGAGAACAGUUAGGUUGGCUCGGAGCGGCGUUGAGGACGUCACAGAGACAAGAGGGUAUUGUUUACUGUACGCCUCAAAUUUGUGAUCUGCCCCAGGACAGCGCACCUCUCCGUCAGUUCAAAUCACGGCCACCAUCUGCAGACCUCCUCUUCUGUCAGAUUGGCUUCACCCAAGAGGAUAUUCCAGGGUCUCCUGAGCCUGUGAAUGGGCGGUGCUGGCAUGAUGCUUUUAGAAAUCCUGUCAUUGUGCGGGGGUAUCCCAUUCGGCAAAGAGUCGAAUACGGCACAGGUCUAGAAAUGCCACUGAAUAUUAUGGCAGGUCUAGUUCAAACUCAGCAAAUUGAUCGGUUUAAAGACAGGAUCUAUAUCAAGGGCUUUUCAACUAUGCUCCUUUUAACCAGGCGGAGUGAGGGUAGCCUCUACUGGCACUUGAUCUAUAACAAGGACGGAACUCGCAUAUCCUACCUGGAUGCGCAUGAAUAUAAAGUCAACCAAGCCCGGGAUAUCGCGCAGUCAGAGUUAGAAAGCCUUCGCCAUGUGUUGGGAUGGUGCUCUGAAGCGAAGUUUUAUGCUGGAUCGUCUGAAGCACACCAUCCAGUUGCUCACUCUGGGCUCCCCAGAGUCCAUCCUGGAUGUGUGCUAGCAGGCACAAAGGUCUCAUCUGGGCGGAUGAUCAAGGAUGGCCCUGAAUUCUCCAUUGGAUCGAAGGAUAGGCCGGUACAAAUAUCCCAAAAAGGCACGAUCCGGCGGUUGAAAUGGAUAUCCACCAAGUUUGUUCUUCUAUGGGAUACACAUGAUGAAAGAGGUUGGCUGGUCAAUGGCACAAGUGCUCUCCUACAUGUGAUGAGAGCAUCUUUAUCUCACGCAAGCAAAGAUCCCUUCCGGUCGGCUUUCCUUUUCAAAAAUACGGAUAUGGAAGAAGCAGAAACACCGUUUACCGCCAACUCUGCCGUGGAGGUAUUGAUUAAUAAACACAACCGAAAUCUCAGGCUCUAUGAGGAUGAUGACGAGGAUGGAGGUUAUAUUCUCCUCAAAACUCAAAUUGACCACUUUUAUAGCCUCCUGGAGAAGCUCAUAGAUCACCAGGCCGACGUAUCAUCAGGCAAUAAUCUCCAACUGACUGAUAGGCCCCGGAGAUAUCUUGAAGGAUGGGACUUUGAGGAUUUGGUAACCGAUUGCGACCCUUUGCGCCCGCGGGUGGCCACCAUACAACCGAUCGGCAAGGGAUGGGUCGAUUUUGUAAGGGACAUUCAUGCUGUUGUGCUGCUUGGUCGCGGCUUUGGUGACAUUAUACGACCGUCAGGUACAGGCUUAUGCGAGUACUGGGCGGACUUACCAAAGAACCAAUUUUACAUUGCUGGUUGUCUCUCAGACUUGGAGCGUCUAAGUAAGGCGUCUGGAGGUCAGGACGAGCAUGAAUGGGUGACGAGCAAUUUGAUAUGUCACACACCUUCAACGGCCUUCAUGUUCUGCCAGUGCAAAGGCGGGCUAGGACACGAUCAUGGCGAGCCAGUGCAGACGCUUUUCCCCUCGACGAUGUGUGAGGCCUUGCGCCCUAACGUUCACCAGUUGGAGUUGAGAGGCCCUGGGGCAAUCAUCUUUGGACACAACUCGACCUUCCCUUGGGUAUGGGGCGACAUUGGACCUCCCGAGGAGGGAGAACUGGGGGGAACAGACAUUGCAUCCAAUUCAGUCGGUAAAGAUACAGAUUCUUUCAAAGACAGCGGUAUUGGGUUUAGCCCUGGUCCAAGCACGAAGCGUACUGCUACCCCUUCGUCUACGACAAACACUAGGAGCCUAUCUGAAUCUAUGAGUGACCUCCUCAUGCGCUCUACGAGGGAAGAGUCGAUGGCUGCGAUAGACAAAAGAGCGUACAGCCGAGAUCGAUAUACAGUGGGGAUCAUAUGUGCCCUAUCCAAGGAACUUAUGGCCGUCCGAGUACUCUUUGAUAGCAGACAUACUGGCUUCAAGACAGGAGUUGCGGAUAGUAAUCAAUAUGCCCUGGGAGAGAUAGCGGGACAUUUGGUGGUCGCCGCAUGUCUCCCGGCCGGAGAGUAUGGAACCAACUCAGCGGCAAGUGUAGCAUCCAACAUGAAACGCAGCUUUCCAUUCAUCCGGUUCUGCCUCUUGGUUGGUAUUGCCGGUGGAGCGCCGUCAGAAAAUAAUGAUAUUCGUCUUGGCGACGUAGUCGUUGGCCUCCCUACCGGUACCAAUCCUGGGGUUUUCCAGUAUGAUCUCGGGAAAAGUAACGAGGACAACUCGUUCUAUCCUACUGGAGUGUUGCAACGCCCGCCUCGCGUGUUGACCAACGCUAUCAAUGCCUUGCAAUCUGACCCGGAGCUACGAACAGACCCCCUGGGACCUCACCUGGAGAGAAUCAUUAACGAUCUACCAGAGUACAGAUAUCCGGGGUCGGAACUGGAUGUGCUUGUCCCGUCCUUCUACAAUUUGUGUGAAUCACGAAAAAUACCUCGUGAUUCCUGCCCUCAUAUUCAUCAACGCGCUCCACGCGCCACGAAUACGCCUGUCAUUCACUAUGGCCUUAUCGCUUCCGGAAAUCGCGUGGUAAAGAAUGCAGCGUUCCGUGACCAGUUGACACAAGAGCAUGGUGCACUAUGCUUCGAGAUGGAGGCUGCCGGUAUUAUCAAUACAAUAGACUGUCUCGUCAUUCGCGGCAUCUGCGACUACUGCGACGGGGCAAAAAAUGACACCUGGCAAGAAUAUGCGGCAGCGACAGCAGCGGCAUAUGCGAAGCUCUUGCUUGGCGCUGUGGCUCCGGUAGAAGAGGAUAAUGUCGAUGAAGGUUGGAGAAGUGGUGAUGAACCAAGAACGAAGAAGCGGAGAUGGAUAUCGUAA